AAUGCAUGAAGCUCUGACAGUUGUGUGUUUCUUCUCUCAGGUGCAGUUUGACUUGGUGGUCGCAGCGUUCACACUGUCAGAGCUUCCUCAUGCGAAGGAGCGAGAAGAGGCGGUGAUGACUCUGUGGAGGAAAACAAGCUCCUAUCUGGUGUUGGUGGAAAAUGGGACCAAAGAAGGACAUCAGAUGCUUAUGGAGGCCAGAGACACUUUACUGAAGAAACGAGAGAAGACCGUCCUCGACACCAGACCGGCUUCAGUGUUCGCGCCGUGUCCGCAUGAGCUGAAGUGUCCGAAGAUGACCAGAGAGACCACCAACCCCUGCAACUUCAACCAGCUGUACCAUCCUCUGCCUCUCUCGGGGCACAACGACCGUCAGACGGAGAAGUUCAGCUACCUGAUUAUGGCUCGGACAGACCCGACAGAGGCAGAGACAGACGACGUGGACUGGGCGAGGAUUGUAGCUCCGGUGCAGCGCAGAACAAGACACGUCCACUGCAGGAUGUGCUGCCCAGACGGACAAAUACAACACCUGGUGGUGACGGCCCGAAAACACAGCAGAGACGUGUACCGCUGCGCCCGGAACAGCGACUGGGGAGAUCAGCUGCCGAUACCUCAGCAAGUUGAGGAAGACAUCCAAAGUGAUUCGGAGUGAUGAUUCAGCGAGGAAGAAAGAAACAGACACAAAUCACUCUGUAGACUAUUGAAACCAUGGCAACGCCCUGAAACUCUGAUAAGACCCCCGUCUGAAGCAGACCAGUUUUUCUCAUUUUCUCCAGAUCUCCACUGGCUAUAGUAUGGUUGACAUAUUCAGUUUUGAUUCUCCAAUGUCCGACAGAUCAUGUUUAACUGUUUCCAUCUGUCCACACUGACACUUCCUGUCUGGAUGCUUCCUGAUCAGUGCCAGCCCACUCUUUACCCUGCAGUGUCCAAGUCUUAGCCUCAAUAGCUUGACCUCAUCCUCCUUUCCCCCCACUUGUUUUCGGAGCCCCAUGAGUUACGGAUGGUUGUAUUGAAUAAAAGUGUCUUCCUUUUU
This is a messenger RNA of Scomber japonicus (chub mackerel), 1033 nucleotides long. RefSeq names its product methyltransferase-like protein 17, mitochondrial. Bases 2 to 652 code for a protein of 216 amino acids. Gene Ontology annotation, biological process: translation. The transcript is spliced from 6 exons. NCBI's taxonomy places the organism in Eukaryota, Metazoa, Chordata, Actinopteri, Scombriformes, Scombridae. Gene Ontology annotation, molecular function: methyltransferase activity; structural constituent of ribosome. The record is from RefSeq and is a predicted model, not a curated record. Gene Ontology annotation, cellular component: mitochondrial small ribosomal subunit.